UUCUCUUAAUUCCACUCCCAUAUUUGUAGCACCACUCCGCCUUGCCGCUGCAACACAACAGAAUCUGAGACCUCCGGCAUCUGGAAAUUCAACCAUCCAGAUCGGCGAUUCCCCCGCUCUUCCAAUUCCGAUCGCAACGCAACAGUGAUGGUCGCGCCCCCCUCCGCCAAUGAAUCUCCGCCCCAAACUCAGAUCGCCGCCUUCUCCGCCCGCCGCCUUUCCGCCGACCACCACUAAAUCGAAAAUGCCCCGCAAAUCUCUCCUCCGACCGACGCUCGUCCUCUCCUCCCUCCUCUCCCUUCUCGCCUUCUACUCCUUCGUCCUCCACACUCCUCCCAACUACACAACCGCCACUUCAAUCGACGAUCGCAAUGCCCUCCCGCUCCAGCGCUCUACAAAGGUGAGGAUUUAUAUGUACGAUUUGCCUAGGAGGUUUACGUACGGCGUGAUCGAGAGCUACGCAGCUGCGCGCGGCGGGGAGCCUGUCGCCGAUGACGCGCUGCUGAAAUACCCUGGGAAUCAGCACUCCGCCGAGUGGUACCUUUUCUCCGAUCUGAACCGUCCGAGUGGAGAGCGGGUUGACUCGGCUGUGUCUCGCGUGAUGGACCCCGAGGAAGCUGACCUCUUCUAUGUCCCCUUCUUUUCUUCGUUGAGUCUCGUCGCUAAUCCCGUCCGAUCAGCCGCUGCGAAUGCCACCGCCGCUCCUGAUAAGUCUGUCUAUAGUGAUGAGCAAACUCAGGAAGCUUUGAUGGAUUGGUUGGAGGAACAAAUAUACUGGAAAAGAAAUAAUGGAUGGGAUCAUGUGUUCAUAUGUCAGGAUCCCAAUGCUCUAUAUAAGGUCAUCGAAAGAGUGAAAAAUGGGGUGUUAUUAGUUUCAGAUUUCGGGAGGUUGGCUCGCAAUCAGGCAUCUCUGGUCAAGGAUGUGAUUCUUCCCUAUUCACAUAGGAUUAAUACAUUCAAAGGGGAUGCUGGACUGGAGAACCGCAAUUCUUUGCUAUUCUUUAUGGGGAACCGCUAUCGAAAAGAGGGUGGGAAGAUUCGAGAUUUGCUUUUCCAACUGCUUGAGAAUGAAGAGGGAGUUAUAAUUAAACAUGGAGCACAGUCAAGGGAGAGUCGCCGUGCAGCAACGCAAGGAAUGCAUACAUCUAAGUUUUGUUUGCAUCCAGCUGGUGAUACUCCAUCAGCUUGCCGACUAUUUGAUGCCAUUGUUAGUUUAUGUGUUCCUGUUAUUGUCAGCGAUUACAUUGAGCUGCCUUUUGAAGAUGUGAUAGACUACAGAAAGAUUGCCAUUUUCGUUGAUUCCACCACUGCAACUAAACCUGGACACUUGGCCAAGUUGCUGAGAAAAGUCGGGCCGGAGAGGAUUUUGAAGUUCCAAAAGGAGUUGCUAAAGGUAAAGAGGUACUUUGAGUAUGAAGAUCCAAAUGGGACUGUGAAAGAAAUCUGGCGGCAGGUUUCUCAGAAGCUGCCUCUUAUAAAACUUAUGAGCAACCGAGACCAACGGAUUGUGCUGCGUGACCUGACAGAGCCAGACUGUUCGUGUAUCUGCUCAAACCUGACCGGCGUACGCACAACUCUAUGAUGUUCCUCGGGGUUCAUUUUGCAGACUAGAAGCGAACUUGGUGUCGAAUGCCAUUUCACGUGGGAGGAGUUACUAGUGAUAGAGAUUCGGUAUUCAUUUAUUCUUGAUAAGGACUUGGUUGCUGUCCUUCAUCUUGUGAUGUAACUAGAAUCGAUCAGUUUGUACAUUAUUACACAGAAAACCAUAGCUACCAAAAUGAUUGAAUAUGUUUAACUUAUCUUAGCAAUGAUUAGAAAAUAAAAUACCUAAACCCUAAA
Molecule: messenger RNA, 1839 nt
Organism: Salvia hispanica
Lineage: Eukaryota; Viridiplantae; Streptophyta; Magnoliopsida; Lamiales; Lamiaceae
Product: putative arabinosyltransferase ARAD1
Molecular function (GO): glycosyltransferase activity
Source: RefSeq, a predicted model, not a curated record